AUGGGACACCGGGAUGGGACACCGGGACAGCCCCAUCAGUGGCCGCGGGUGCUGAGCCGGGCUGUGCCCCACACGGGGCUGAGACCCCCGGGGGCUCCUGGUGCCCACCCGCCGCCAGCCCAGCACGGCACGGAGAAGGGCCGCAAGGCCGAGUGCCACGCGAUGCCCACCGCCUGCCGCCCCUCCAGCAAAGCCCCACUGCUGGCGUCGCCCCCCCCGGGCAGCCCCCCGCUGCUCGAGCCCCCUCUGCUGGGCAGGAGUAAGAGCAAGAAGAGGAGGAACAGGACGACCUUCAGCACCUUCCAGCUGGAGGAGCUGGAGAAGGUCUUCCAGAAGACACAUUACCCCGACGUGUACGCCCGGGAGCAGCUGGCACUGCGCACCGAGCUGAGCGAGGCCAGGGUGCAGGUUUGGUUCCAGAACCGAAGGGCCAAGUGGAGGAAACGGGAGCGCUACGGGAAAAUCCAGGAGGUGAGAACCCCCCCACUGCCCCCACAGCACCACACUCCACCCCAGCUGCAGAACAACCUGUGGCCGAGCUCUGGCAGCCCUGCAGGGCCCUCCCUCGUGCCCCCCGACAGCGCCCCAUCGCCGCGCGUGUCUCCGUACCCCCACGCUCACAGCAACAUCGCCGGCUUCGUGGGCAUCCCCGCCUCUCCCGGCCACCCCCCCGGCAUCAACAGCCUCUACUCCCUGCACAGCCUCACCCCCCCGAGCCUCGCUGCCCCCCACUUUGAGCCACCACCGUCAGAGAAUGACUACAAACAGCCCACCCUGGUGACGCUGAGGAUGACAGCCAAGGAGCCGGGCAGCCUGCUGGGCUGGGCCACGUAA
Messenger RNA from Gallus gallus (chicken), 834 nucleotides. It is a transcript of the gene TPRXL, whose product is annotated as tetrapeptide repeat homeobox like. The record is from RefSeq and is a predicted model, not a curated record. The transcript is spliced from 4 exons. Bases 1 to 834 code for a protein of 277 amino acids. Gene Ontology annotation, biological process: regulation of transcription by RNA polymerase II. Gene Ontology annotation, molecular function: DNA-binding transcription factor activity, RNA polymerase II-specific; RNA polymerase II transcription regulatory region sequence-specific DNA binding. Lineage: Eukaryota; Metazoa; Chordata; Aves; Galliformes; Phasianidae.